AUGGACUACUUGUUGGAUCGGUAUUUGUUCGAUAACUUGCCUUUCACAGUCUCGCCUGAAACUAGGAAAGGUAUAGGUCAGAAAGCUGUCACCAUGGUCCAGUGGGCGGAUUGGUUUUGCAAAUACAAAAGUCCCGUAGAAUUGAUCCAGAAUAACCCGUACUUUUUCGCUGCUGAGCUCGUCUUUGGAUUUUUAUGUAUGCUCACAUUUGCUCAUGCCUAUCGUCAUGGCGGUCGGUAUCUAUACACAUGGAUUGCCGUAACUGUACAUGCGUUUGUCAUCGAAACACUAGUAUCUCUGUACCAGAAUUGA
Messenger RNA from Cylicocyclus nassatus, 312 nucleotides. Lineage: Eukaryota; Metazoa; Nematoda; Chromadorea; Rhabditida; Strongylidae. The record is from the annotation of a GenBank genome assembly.